AUGGCGGAACCCGUUGCCGAGACGCGACCAGUCGACGAGGCUGCGCCUGUUUCAGAGGCAAUUGCCGAAGAGACCAGCAAUACUGAAGUUGCUGGAGAAGUUGAAGCAGAGGCAGAGGAAAACGACGAUGCGGCGGCUCCCGCAGAGGCAGACCUAGAGUCCGAGGUGGACGAUGACAUCAAGUCGAAAAAGGUCACCCUCGCCGACUUGAGUGCUAAGGGCACCGCGCUCUACGCCCACAAAAAGUACGAGGGCGCCGCCGACAUCUUUUCGAGAGCGAGCAUCCUCCAGGCAGAGAUCAAUGGCGAGACCGCACCGGAGAACGCCGAGAUCCUGUUCCACUACGGCCGCAGCUUGUUCAAGGUCGGCCAGAGCAAGAGCGACGUCCUUGGCGGCUCUGCGCCCGCCGAGAAGAAGACAAAGGCAAACGGCGGUGCUUCCUCCAAGAAGGCUGCCAAGCAGGACGAGGAAAAGGCUGCCACUACCACUGCCGCGGAGGGAAAAGAGAACAAGGGCGAUGAAAAGAGCGAUGUUCCGGAGGGCAAGAAGCUCUUCUUUCAGUUCACAGGCGACGAGAACUUUGACGACGAGUCUGACGAAGAUGAGGGCCAGCAAGAGGGAGACCAAGACGAGGAAGAAGAUGACGACCUUGCCACUGCCUUUGAGAUUCUCGAUCUCGCUCGCGUCUGCUACCACAAGCAGCUGGAGAAGCUGAGAGAGGAAGAAGAGGCAGAGGGCAAGGGCAAAGAAGCCGCCAAGGAAGACUCUUCAGCCGUCAGACACAUCAAAGAGCGCCUCGCAGAGACCCACGACUGCCUCGCCGAGAUUUCGCUUGAGAACGAGCGAUACCCCAACGCCAUUGAGGAUGGUCGCACGUCUCUCAACUACAAGAUUGAUCUGUACCCCGAAGAGUCUGAAAUCAUCGCCGAGGCGCACUAUAAGCUCUCUCUUGCGCUAGAAUUUGCCUCCCUUACCGUUGCUGAUGAUGAGGGCAAAAACACCAAGCGCGAGGAGAUUGACCAGACCCUGCGCGACGAAGCUGUUGUCGAGAUGGAGGCGGCGAUUAAGAGCUUUAGGCUCAAGAUGCAGACUAUCGAAGUCGAAAUCGCUAGCUCAGCAUCCCCAGAAGACAAUGAGCUAUCGCGCAAGGCCGUCGAGGAGAUGAAGGAGGUCAUUGCCGACUUGGAGCAAAGACUUGUCGACCUCAAAAAGGAUCCUCUCAGCGCCAAUGACCUACUGAGCGAAGGAGUCAACCCUCUAGGCGGCCUUCUCGGCGCUGCCCUCGGCGGAUCCGCUGCUGAAGUGCAAGCCCGCGUCGAAGAGGCCACCAAGAACGCCGUGGACCUUUCAGGCCUUGUGCGAAAAAAGAAGCCCAAGGAUGACGAGGCUGCUACUCCUGCAAACGGUGGUAAGCGCAAGGCCGACGAGGAGUCUACCGAGCUUGAAUCGAAGAAGGCCAAGGUGGUGGACGAGCAGCCUGCCGAGGCUGAGAAAUAA
This is a messenger RNA of Trichoderma gamsii, 1497 nucleotides long. RefSeq names its product HAT1-interacting factor 1. Gene Ontology annotation, cellular component: nucleoplasm. The transcript has 4 exons. The record is from RefSeq and is a predicted model, not a curated record. NCBI's taxonomy places the organism in Eukaryota, Fungi, Ascomycota, Sordariomycetes, Hypocreales, Hypocreaceae. Gene Ontology annotation, molecular function: histone binding. Bases 1 to 1497 code for a protein of 498 amino acids. Gene Ontology annotation, biological process: CENP-A containing chromatin assembly; DNA replication-dependent chromatin assembly.